Molecule: messenger RNA, 414 nt
Organism: Pleurotus ostreatus (oyster mushroom)
Lineage: Eukaryota; Fungi; Basidiomycota; Agaricomycetes; Agaricales; Pleurotaceae
Exons: 6
Coding region: 1-414 (137 amino acids)
Biological process (GO): endoplasmic reticulum to Golgi vesicle-mediated transport
Cellular component (GO): endoplasmic reticulum membrane; COPII-coated ER to Golgi transport vesicle
Source: RefSeq, a predicted model, not a curated record
AUGGGCGGAGCUGGCUGGUUAUUCCUAUUCGCGGUUUUGAUGGCUGCUGCUCUGCUUUUCACUAGUGUUUUCUUCAUCAUCAUGUUCUCCGACUUGGAAUGCGACUACAUAAAUCCUAUAGACCUUUGCAACAAACUAAAUCAGUUCGUGCUGCCGGAGAACGGAGCUCAUGCUUUCCUCACCGUGCUCUUCCUGCUGAGCGGACAAUGGAUAGCCUUCGGCCUGAACCUGCCCCUUGUCGUAUUCAACGCUCUGAAAAUACAAAAGAAUAACCACAUGUUUGACGCUACAGAGAUCUUCCGCAACAUUCCGGACCACAAAAGGGAGAGCUUCAUAAAGCUGGGCUUCUACCUGUUGUCAUUCUUCUACUACCUCUACCGAAUGAUUGUCGCCCUCAUUGCGGAGAGCGAGUAA